Messenger RNA from Quercus lobata, 2107 nucleotides. RefSeq names its product Mitochondrial import inner membrane translocase subunit Tim17/Tim22/Tim23 family protein. The transcript is spliced from 8 exons. Lineage: Eukaryota; Viridiplantae; Streptophyta; Magnoliopsida; Fagales; Fagaceae. The record is from RefSeq and is a predicted model, not a curated record. Bases 224 to 1825 code for a protein of 533 amino acids.
UGUGGCUGGUACCGAGAAUGAUGACGACGACUUGUACCUUCCUUUCAUGACAUUACUUCUUCUUUUUUUAAUCACAUUCCCCUUUCUCUACUCUCUCUCUCUCUCUCGACUCUCGCGUGCAAAUUUUCCAACUUAAGAAAAUGAAAAAUAAGUAAAUUACUGAUCAAACCAACCCCUCUCUCUCUCUCUCUCUCUCUCUUCUCGCUGUGACUGUGCGACGAAAAUGGCAUCAGCAGCAGGGUCUCCACCGUCGCCGCCACUCCAAGACAACGUCGACGCCGAGCGCCGCCUACGGGAAGCCGAGGACCGUCUCCGCGAAGCCAUAGAGGAGCUCCAGCGCCGCCAGCGCAAGGCCGGAGCUGCCGCCCGCUCCUCUCCCCACCACAACCAGCCACAGCAUUGCCCGCCCUGCUGUGACCAUGCGGCCUACGAACCGUCGUGCGUUGCCAACGCCAUCGGCAACCUCUGCCAAACCUUCCUCCUCUCCUACGGCGUCCGCGUCGGCAUCGGCAUCCUCCUCCGCGCUUUCAAGCUCGCUCGCCGCCAGUCCUACUCUUCCCUCAUCGAUCUCAAGCAACUUGUGUCAGAGAAAGAUCUGAUAGUAAGAGAGGAAGCAUGUCGAAUCGGAUUGUUUUUCGGUGGCUUUACAGGAUCUUAUCAAGCUCUUAGAUGUUUGUUGAGAAAAUUGAGAAAGAAAGAGACGCCAUUCAAUGCCAUUUUAGCAGGUUCAAUUGCUGGUUUGUCAAUUUUAGCCCUAGAUGAUUCUAAUCGGAGGCGCACACUUGCUUUAUAUCUUUUGGCUAGGCUAGCCCAGUGUGCUUAUAAUUCUGCAAAGUCGAAGAACAAGUUUCACUUUUGGGGAAGCCAUUGGAGGCAUGGAGAUUCUUUACUCUUUGCUUUUGCAUGUGCACAGGUUAUGUAUUCAUUUGUAAUGCGUCCUGAGAGCUUGCCAAAAUCAUAUCAAGACUUCAUUCAGAAGACUGGGCCAGUAGCACGGCCUGUAUACAAGGCUGUAAGAGACAGCUGUAGAGGUUUCCCAGUCGAUGUGGGCUCACUCUCUGCUUACUUAUCCGGCAGAAGGAAUCCCAACUAUGUAAAGUUGGAAGAAUUUCCCGCCAUUAUUCCUUGUUCUGUUAUUCAUCCAGACACAAAUUCAUGUUUGACUCACAAUGCAAAUGCAGCAUCAGCUACAUUCAGGAAAACAUUUCCACUUUACUUCUCUUUGACCUUUGUACCAUUUGUUGUUCUGCACCUGCAAAAGUUCAUGGAUGCCCCUGCUCGUACCUGCUGGCUUGCUCUUAAGGGGGCUGUUCGCUCCACAACAUUUCUGUCAGCUUUUGUUGGAAUUUUUCAGGGAGUGAUAUGCUCGCAUAGAAAGGUUGCAUCAAAAGACCACAAGAUUGUAUAUUGGAUCGCAGGCGGUAUGGCAGCCCUUUCUGUAUUAUUGGAGAAAAAAGCUAGGCGCAGUGAACUUGCCUUGUAUGUUCUUCCACGAGCAGGAGAUUCACUGUGGUAUAUUUCAGUGAACCGCCACCUGCUUCCAGAUAUUAAGAAUGCAGAGGUGUUUUUAUUUUGUAUUUGUAUGGGAGGAAUCAUGUACUACUUGGAACAUGAACCAGACACCAUGGCUCCAUUCCUCAGGGGCUUGAUUCGCCGCUUCCUUGCCAGCAGAAUUAGCAGUCCUGGCCUUUCGUCAAAUCGUAAUGCUUCCUCCCAAUAUUUGCAAACUCUUGAUGCCAUAAAGAAACCAAAAUUGCAAGAUAAUGGGCAGGCUGAAGCUUCGCCUUUGCAAAAAUACAAUCUUGAAUCAAUACAAGGGCUAUAAGUUUGCCACAGAGGAGUGGGGUCGGGGCUGGGCUGGGCAAUACACCCCUGAGAUUUUUUUUUUUUUUUGCGUUAUAGAUUAUUGAAAAUCUUAGGAUGCGAUUAUAUUCAAUAAUCGUGAGUUUUAUAGCAAUUUCUUAUUAUUAAUAUAUCAUUUUGUAUAAAACUCAACAUGAUCACAUGAACUUCAGCGUUUGAUUUCUCUUCCAUGAUUUUAAGAGAAUUGUUGAAUGUUUACACAAUUCUAGGAAUACAAUUGAAAGAAAGUUGUUGGAAUGUUUAA